Mesorhabditis spiculigera is the source of this 780-nucleotide messenger RNA. The record is from the annotation of a GenBank genome assembly. NCBI's taxonomy places the organism in Eukaryota, Metazoa, Nematoda, Chromadorea, Rhabditida, Rhabditidae.
AUGGGUCGCCGUAUCAAGGUCCAGAGGAAGGGUAGCAGUACCGUCUUCAAGGCCCACACCCAUCACCGCAAGGGAGCCGCGAAGCUGCGCGCCAUCGAUUACGCCGAACGACAUGGCUACAUCAAGGGCGUCGUCAAGGACAUCAUCCACGACCCGGGCCGUGGAGCACCAUUGGCCAUCGUCCACUUCCGCAACCCGUACCGCUACCAAACCAUCAAGAGCACGUUGAUUGCUGCCGAAGGCAUGCACACCGGCCAGUUUGUGUACUGCGGAAAGAAAGCCCAAGUCCAAAUCGGAAACGUUCUUCCCGUCGGUGAACUACCUGAAGGAACCGCCAUCUGCAACGUCGAAAGCCGCAAUGGCGACCGAGGCGUCCUCGCCCGCGCUUCUGGCAACUACGGAACUGUCAUCGCCCACAACCCCGACACUGGCAAGACCCGUAUCCGUCUGCCCUCAGGAGCCAAGAAGGUUGUCGCCUCUGCCAACCGUGCCAUGAUCGGAAUCGUCGCUGGUGGCGGAAGGACAGACAAGCCCAUGCUCAAGGCCGGAAACGCCUACCACAAGUACAAGGCGAAACGACACAGCUGGCCACGCGUGCGAGGAGUUGCUAUGAACCCCGUUGAACAUCCCCACGGAGGAGGUAACCACCAGCACAUCGGACACCCCUCAACCGUCGGCCGCGGCGUCAGCGCCGGAAAGAAGGUUGGACUCAUCGCUGCCCGCAGGACUGGACGCAUCCGCGGAGGAAAGCCCGAGAAGAAGGGAAAGGAAGAAGCUGUU